AUGGCCUCCGACAAGCCCUUCCACGUGGUCACUCCGCUGCGGGUCAGCCCCCACCUCUCCAAAUUGGCUGGUACCAAGGUCUACCUGAAGCUCGAAAAUACCCAACCCACUGGCUCCUUUAAGAUACGAGGCAUAGGGAACUUCUGCAAAGCGAUGGCCGAAAAAGGAACCAAGCAGUUUGUCUGUGCCUCAGCGGGGAAUGCCGGCCUUGCAACUGCCUACUGUGCCAAACUGUUGGAGAUCCCGGCUACCAUCUUUGUGCCCCAAUGCACGCCAGCUUUCACUGUGGAGCGCAUGAAAGACGAGGGAGCCACGGUUUGCUGUGGGCAGACGCUGGAUCAAUGCAAGUGCACAGCCCAGGAGGCGGUAAAGAGAAACGCUGAUUGGACCUUUGUACCUCCCUUCGGCGACCCUCUCAUCAGUGAUGGGCACAAGACCAUGGUCUUAGAGAUGAAGGAGCAGAUGGGCGAGUCCAAACCUGGAGUGAUAGUUCUCUCUGUCGGAGGGGGCGGCAUGCUGUGCGGUGUGAUCCAGGGCCUCCGCGAGGUUGGCUGGGACGACGUACCCAUCAUCGCCAUGGAGACCUGGGGAGCUCACAGCUUCCAUGCUUCCUUGAAAGCAGGGGAGCUGGUGACACUUCCUAAAAUUACCAGCGUUGCUACCACUCUUGGGGCAGCUACUGUGGCAGAGGAAGCUUUGCAGCUGGCUCAGGAACACUGCGUCAUAUCACAGGUCGUCACUGACCCGGAGGCAGUGGCAGGCAUUCCAAGGUUUUUGGAUGCGGAGAAGAUCCUGGUGGAGCCGGCGUGCGGAGCGACCUUGGCAGCCAUCUACAGCGGGCUGAUCAAAACGCUGCAAAAGGAGUGCAGACUCCCCCGCUGUCUGGAGUCCAUUGUCAUCAUUGUGUGCGGUGGUAACAACAUCACCCUGGAGGAACUGGAUCGCCUGAAGGAUGAACUGUGCAUGAACCACAGAAUGAAGGAAUAUGUGGAGUGCAAGGCCGUUUUGGCAAAAUGGAACCAGGGGUCAUUCACAGCUUCGCUCCAAAAAUCCACGGGGGCAUGUGGUCAUUAA
Messenger RNA from Zootoca vivipara (common lizard), 1074 nucleotides. RefSeq names its product L-serine dehydratase/L-threonine deaminase. NCBI's taxonomy places the organism in Eukaryota, Metazoa, Chordata, Lepidosauria, Squamata, Lacertidae. Gene Ontology annotation, biological process: L-serine catabolic process; L-threonine catabolic process. Gene Ontology annotation, molecular function: threonine deaminase activity; L-serine ammonia-lyase activity; pyridoxal phosphate binding. The record is from RefSeq and is a predicted model, not a curated record.